Messenger RNA from Lolium rigidum, 5236 nucleotides. RefSeq names its product disease resistance protein RGA5-like. Gene Ontology annotation, biological process: protein phosphorylation; regulation of DNA-templated transcription. The transcript is spliced from 10 exons. The record is from RefSeq and is a predicted model, not a curated record. Gene Ontology annotation, molecular function: ATP binding; DNA binding; protein kinase activity. Lineage: Eukaryota; Viridiplantae; Streptophyta; Magnoliopsida; Poales; Poaceae. The coding region runs from base 228 to 4829 and encodes 1533 amino acids.
UCAAGGCCCAGGCAUCGGAGCCGCGCCAAGGAGAAGCUGCGGGUGCAGUGCAAACCUGAGGGAGGCGGCAGCGCUCCGGGAGAGGGUGAACGAGGUGGCGGCAGAGGCGGCAUCGCUGCAAAAGUCAACCGCCGGGCGUGAGGAGAAUUAAAUAGGCCUCUACUGCACUGUCCCGCAUUCCAUUCCUCUCCGUUUGUCCAACUCUUCUUCCACCUUCAUCCAGGGAGAUGGAGAAUACAACGUUGAACAGGUUACACCACACAAGUGGGGCGACAUCCCAGUUUGAGUUCGCGUUGUUAGAACAGAUUACUGACAAUUUUUCCAAGGACCGUAUAAUUGGUCGCGGUGCCUAUGGAGUGGUUUACAAGGGAGUCAUGGACAAUGGGGAAACGAUUGCCGUGAAGAGGCUCAGCUACAUGCCUCCAGAUCAUGUCAGUGAGAAACAAUUCCAUAAUGAGUGUACUAACCUUAUGAGGGUCCAACAUCAAAAUAUUGUUCGGUUAGUUGGCUACUGCAGUGAAACACAUCACACAUCUAUUGAACAUAAUGGAGAACUUGUUUUUUGCAAAGAGAAUAAAAGAGCUCUCUGCUUCGAGUACUUGCAAGGCGGAAGCCUGGACAAACACGUCUCUGACGAGCCAUGCAGUCUUGAUUGGGACACGUGUUAUAAAAUAAUUAAGGGAGUCUGCGAGGGCUUAAACCACCUCCACAAUGGAUACAAAGAUCCUAUUUUCCAUUUGGACUUAAAACCUGGAAACAUAUUGUUGGACAACAACAUGAUUCCGAAAAUUGGAGAUUAUGGUUUAUCAAGUCUUUUUUCUACAACCAAAACAUGUACCACAACAACACCUUUGGGAACAAUGGGAUACACACCACCUGAAUUCGCCAGCAAACAAGAAAUCUCAUCUAAGUAUGAUGUAUUCAGUUUGGGUGUUGUAAUAAUACAUAUGAUAGCAGGACGCAAGCACUACUAUGACCAUGUGGAUACUCCUUCCAAAAUCAUUGAGCUUGUAUGUGAAAACUGGGAAAAAAGGCUACACGCAAUGAUGUGGUCACAUGCAUCACAAGAAAUUAAGACAUGCAUUGAAAUAGCGUUAAGAUGUGUGAAGUCUGACCGACAAGAAAGGCCUACUAUAAGCAAUAUUGUUGAUGAUCUUAAUAGGAUUGAUAUUGCAAAAAAUUUACCGCUUACAUGGAAGGGAGAUAUUGCGCCCAAACCUAAGAUGGUUGGUGUAUCUCAAAGAAUACCGGUGGUGAUACCUGCAACUGAUAUACUUACUUCAGCGCAAAGGGAAUCAAGAAAUGUACCACCCACAAAGGGUAUAACAAACAUUGUCAACCGUGAAUGGAAAGGAGGAAAUCAAGUUGAUGGUUUAAUGAAAGGAGAUCUAAUGGAGGCCCCGGUUUGCGCUUUGGUGGAUGCCAUGUUCAGACUUCCCAGAAAGCUCAAUGCGCUACUUGUCUGUCACGGCCACAUGCUGCCCCGGGGUGCAGCAGACGAGAUAUCUCUCAUCAAGCAAGAUCUUGAGAAGAUGGUAGCCAUUCUCCAAGAGCACGGUGAAUCGAGAGUGCAGGAUCAUGCCAUGAUGGUCAAGUGCCUGACCAAGGAGGCACGCGAGCUGACCUAUGACAUGGAGGACAGCGUCGACCAGUACGAGCAUGCCGCCGGCACCAGGAGAUGGAUAUUAUCUCCCUGCCGUAAGAACUACAAGAUCACUCGCCGUAGGGAGAAGACCAUCAGGCUCCCAGAGAAGCUCAAGUGGCGCCUAUGGAUGGCCAGCAAGAUCAGGGAGUUCAGCAUGCGCUCGCAGGAGGCGCUUCAGCGGUACAGCUUGUUUAACCACCCUGGUGGCAAUGGCAUCAGCAGCAGCACUGCUUCGACUUCUACUAGAUGUGACCCGUCUUUUGGCUCUUGGCUUCCCACACCGUAUGGUGAGCCUGUUGGCAUCAUUGCCCCUCUGAAGAAGCUUGAAGAGUGGCUAGAUAAGAAUGGGGAGCAGAAGUUCAAGGUGGUUUCUGUUGUUGGAUCUGGAGGGGUUGGUAAGACCACGCUUGCUAAUGAGCUGUACCGUAGAAUCAGUGGGCAAUUUGAGUGCCGGGCAUUUGUACGUACAUCCCGAAAGCCUGAUGUCAGAAGGCUUCUCAUCAGCAUGCUAUCACAAGUUCGGCCACACCAGAGCCCCCACAGUUGGAAGAUGCAUAAUCUGAUUGCUGACAUCAGGACGCAUCUCCAAGAUAAGAGGUACUUGAUCGUAAUUGAUGAUAUAUGGGAUAUGCAAACAUGGGAUAUCAUCAACCGUGCUCUGCCGGAUGGUAAUCUUUGCAGUGGGGUACUAAUAACAACAGAAGUCGAGGAUGUAGCUCUGAGAUGUUGUGGUUAUGACUCCAAGUAUGUUUUUACAAUGAAACCACUGGGUCACGAUGAUUCAAGCAAAUUAUUUUUCAACACAGCUUUUGGUCCAAAAUAUGAAUGUCCAUCCGAACUCAGUGAAGUUGCUAACAAUAUUAUAAGGAAAUGUGCUGGUUUGCCACUAGCAACAGUUAUUGUUGCCAAUAUUUUAGUAAGCCAGAUGGGCAAACAAGAGCAAUGGGAUUAUGUAAACAAAUCCUUAGGUUAUGGUUUGAGGACAAAUCCUAAUCCUGAAGGGAUGAAACAAGUACUGAACCUUAGUUACAAUAGUCUUCCUGAGUAUUUGAAGCCAUGUGUGAUGUAUCUCAGUGUAUAUGAAGAGGACUACAUUGUUCAGAAGGAUGACAUGGUCAAGCAAUGGAUAGCUGAAGGUUUUAUCCGUUCAAUAGAAGAGAAAAACAAGGAGGAAAUAUCAAGGAGCUAUUUUGAUGAGCUUAUCAGUAGUAGAAUGAUCCAACCUGUACAUGUAAAUGACAAUGAUGAUGUUUUGUCCUGCAGUGUGCAUUACAUGGUACUUGAUUUUGUCACGCACAAGUCCAUAGAAGAGAAUUUUGUCACUGCAUUAGAUCAUUGUCAGACAACUGCAAUACUAGCUGACAAGGUUCGUCGACUGUCUCUUCACUUUGGUAAUGAAGAAGCAACAUCACCAACAAAUAUGGGUCUAUCACAGGUUCGAACUCUUGCAUUUUUUGGGGUCUUCAAGUGUUUGCCUUCCAUUAUGGAUUUUGGGCUACUUCAAGUUCUAAUCCUACAUGUUUGGGUUGAUGAUGAGAGCAUCAGUUUUGAUCUCACUAGAAUAUCUGAGCUUUUUCGGCUGAGAUAUUUUCAUGUCACAUGUAAUGCCACCUUAGAAGUACCACAAACCCGGAUGCGAGGUCUGAAAUAUUUGGAGACAUUGAAAAUAGAUGCAAGAGUAAGCGAGGUUCCUUCGGACAUUGUUUAUUUGCCGAGCUUGUUGCACCUAAGUCUUCCUGCUGAGACAAAUCUGCCCAAGGGUAUUGCCCGCAUGACAUCGCUUUGCACACUUGGAUAUUUUGAUCUAAGUGUUAACUCAACAGAGAAUGUGCAGAGCAUCAGCAAGCUGACUAAUAUGCAGGAUCUUCGGCUAACCUGUUCCACAGUGCCUUCCUCUCAUCUAAAGAGCAAAAUGGAUAUUAUGUGCUCCGUUAUCGCAAAACUCUGUGACCUCAGAUCUCUAAUUCUGGAGCCUUCAAGUGUUCUGGCCUUUGGAUCUUCAAACAUGAGCAUUUCCUGUGAAGGGUUCAGCAGCAUGACCUCUCCUCCAGCAUUUCUUCGGAGAUUUGAGUGGUUGCCGCAAAUAUGCACAUUCUCUAGCCUCCCCAAGUGGAUUGGACAUCUGGGCAAGAUCUGCAUUUUGAAGAUUGGGGUUACAGAACUUGUGAGGAAUGAUGUUGAUCUUCUCAGAGGAUUGCCUGCACUUGCUGUUCUGUCGUUGUAUGUCCGAACAAAUCCUACAGAAAGAAUUGUCUUCAGUAAGACAGGAUUCUCGAUUCUCAAGUACUUUAACUUCCAGUGCAGUAUACCUUGGCUGGAAUUUCAGGUAGGUGCGAUGCCUAAUCUCCGGACCCUCAAGCUAGGUUUCGAUGCCCAUGGAGAGAAUCAACAUGGAACCAUGCCUGUUGGCAUUGAGCACUUGUCAGGCCUUAAGGAAAUCUCUGCGAAAAUUGGGGGUGCUGGUGCUGAUGACCCUGAUAGAACGGCUGCAGAAUCAGCAUUGAGUUGUGCCAUUAAAAUUCAUCCGGCACGUCCCACCUUCAACAUACAGUGUGUUGAUCGGAUCUUCACCGGCCAGGAUGAUAAUAAUGGCGGGGUUCAAGAGGAAGAAAACAUGACUCUGGAAAAACAAUAUGAGAUCAUGGAGGAAGACUCAAUUGAACAGCAUGAAAUCCUUCACAGCGACUCUGGGGCGCUGGCUGGUGGCAGCCAAUUAGUGAGGCAGUACCGCGGGGUGCGGAAGCGGCCGUGGGGCAGGUUUGCGGCCGAGAUCCGGGAUCCCGCGAGGAAGCAGCGUGUCUGGCUCGGCACCUUUGACACCGCUGUUGAAGCCGCGCGGGCCUACGACGUCGCCGCAUUACACUACCGUGGCCGCUCCGCCAAGGUCAAUUUCCCCGAGGUCGGCGUACGCGUGGACGCGCUUCACUCCGGCGGCCGCCGCCCUCCGGUCGCCCCAUGCCCACCGUCGACAGUGAUGUCCGAGAGUCAGGUUACUUAUAGGGAGAUCAGAGGAAGUGUGCCCGGAGUCCGCGAGGCGGGAAGGAGAAGUCAAAGUACGACUGGAUCUGGCUCUGGCCUCACGUCACCUGCGAUGUCAGAGAGUAUGGUUACAUACAGUAUGGUCAGCGGAAGUACGGCUGGCUCGACGACGGAUGACCUCUUGGACUUGAACCUCACCCUUUGAUGACUAUGCCGAUAAAAUCUAUCUUAACCGUGUUCAGUGCACAAAGUUCUUGAUAUUGGAUCCCAUGUACUCCGUACCAGUGUACCACCUAGUUCACCUAAAAAACCGAACUAUGGCCAUGCAUUAUAUUUCGAUUCUUUACUGCAACUACUAUCUGAAGGAAAAUUUAGUCGCCUGAUUUUAUCUGAAGCUGUCUGAGAUCCCGGACGUGGAUGUGUGCCUGCCGUCGCAGAUCAGCUUGAGAAUUUUGAAAUGAGAAAAGGGGCAUUCCUAAGCCUGCGACGUCUGUGCUUUGUAGUGCGAAGUUUUGCUUCACCUCUGCCAGUAAUCAAACAAGGGGCUCUUCCAAACCUCGUCUCACUCCCAACUUCUCUGCCCGCUCUAGUUGGUCUUUCUAGCAUCCAAAU